GCAUGAGCCACCCAGACCCAGCUUGAAUUUCUUUUCUAAACUGUUCUGUAGAGAAAGUUCAGGCACAGUUUAGAGAAAAAAAAUUAUUUUUGUCUUGUCUCCAAUAUGUUAACAUAUGUAAUUCAUGUACCUGCAUUUUAAAUUUAGCUUAUCUUAAAUUUUCAAACCAAAUAUUUUUUCAAAUACCUAAUUAUACUAGAGAGAAACUGACCUUCCAAAAGAGUUUGCCAAUCACUUCCCAGUCUUCUAAGCCAGAAUUACCCAGUAUUUUUAAAUACAUGAAUAGAAUGAUCAUAAACCCUUCUCCUUUCCCAUUUCUCAUUAAGAUGCCAGAGUAAAAAAAUGAUGGCAGGCCCUGCACUGGGGCAUCCGGAGUGCGGCCGGUCCCAGGGCACCUGUCUGCAAUCUGUCUCGUGCCUGCCUUGGGUCUGUGGCUUUGGCACUGAAGCACCGUUGUCUGUGACAGACGGUGCAUUAUAGCUCCCGAUCGGCCCAGCUGCGGGCUUUGCUCUUUGUCACCUCAUUCUUGGGAAGUUUCUGGGUCUCCCAGGAGAUGAGGCAGGACCAUUUGCUCCAGCCUCUGUGCUGUCAGAAGACCCCAAGUCCUGCUUUGUCCUUCAGGUUUACAGGGUGGGCGUGGACCAUGACCACUCCAUGUCAAAAUAAGAGUCGCUCCAUUUUCCUGAGUGUCAUUUUUCUAAACAGUGGUUAUCCAGGUGCUGGGAAAAUUGGGCUGUGCUUCAGAAGUCAAGCGAAUUAUGAGGACACGUCUGAAAUGAACCAGAGGGCCAACAUCUGAGCUGAAAUGGGAGAUGUGUGUGCAGACCCAGGCCGUGCAGAUCCUGGUGCCGCUGACUCCCCCGGCUCAGCGCAGCUCCCCUCUGGCCUCCAGCACAAGAAGGCAGCGUGGCCUGCAGGGGUUAAACUUCGGCAGAAGCACAGGCGCAGUGAACCUACAGGCCGCCCUCACUCUUGGCAUACAACCAAAUUUGGAGAGUACCAACCUGAUGCCAGCAUGAUGCAGAUAUCUCAGGGCACAAUGGGCCCUCCUUGGCACCAAAGCUAUCACUCCAGCUCCUCUACAAGUGACCUCUCCAGCUAUGACCAUGCUUAUCUGAGGCGGAGCCCUGACCAGUGCAGCUCCCAGGGAAGCAUGGAAAGCCUGGAGCCCAGUGGGGGAUACUCGGCCUGCCAUCUUCUUUCCCCAGCCAAGUCUACCAGCAGCAUUGACCAGCUCAGCCACCUCCAUAACAAGAGAGACUCGGCCUACAGCUCUUUCUCCACCAGUUCUAGCAUCCUAGAGUACCCGCCCCCUGGUGUCACCAGCCGAGAGCGGUCAGGCUCCAUGGACGCCACUUCUGCUCGAGGGGGCCUCCUAGAGGGGAUGAGACAGGCAGACAUCCGCUAUGUUAAGACAGUCUAUGAUCCCCGGAGGGGGAUCUCAGCAGAGUAUGAGGUCAACUCUUCAGACCUGCUGCUUCCAGGUCGGGAGGCCCGCACACCAGCAGAUGAUCAGGGCCAUGAUAAAUGGCAUAGCACUUCUAGGAGCAAGGGAGCACCAGCCCCGUCCUGGAGCCACCAGUGCACCAGUUCCUUCGAGACUGGCCCUGACAACCUGCCCCAUAAAGUGGGUGCACCGCAGCCCCCAACUCGGAGCGACAGUUAUGCAGCCUUUCGGCAUCGAGAACGACCUAGCUCUUGGUCUAGCCUUGAUCAGAAGCGCUUCUGCCGGUCUCAGGCAAACUCUUCUUCGGGCUCCUUGAAAUCUCCAUUCAUAGAGGAGCAGCUGCAUACCGUCCUAGAGAAGAGUCCAGAAAACAGCCCCCCAGUGAAGCCCAAGCAUAAUUAUAUUCAGAAGGCCCAGCCUGGCCAACCUCUGCUGCCAACUGGCAUCUACCCCGUACCCUCCCCAGAGCCACACUUUGCCCAGGUGCCCCAGCCUUCUGUGAGCAGCAAUGGUACGCUCUACCCUGCACUGGCCAAGGAGAGUGGAUAUCCAGACACCUCUCAGGGAGCUUGCAACACGAUGGCUGCCUUUGAUGAGAAUGGAAACCAAAAUGGAGCUAGCAGACCUGGGUUUGCCUUCUUCCAGCCCUUAGACCCUGAUUCACUGUCCCCGGUGGAGAGGAAGUCAGAAACCACAGCCAAAUAUGUCCCCUACAAAGUCCAUUUUCCUUCAGUGCCUGAAAACGAGGAGGAUUCCUCCCUAAAGAGACAUCCCAUAGCUCCCGAAGGCAACAGUGUUCACUACAAUGAGAGAGCGAGCACUCACAGCCACCAACCGUGUUCUAAUCACCACAACCUCAAAUCUCAGGCCCAGGCCUGGCAAGUGGGGGGCGACAGGAGGGCUUCUAGGCUCCCGGAGCCCUGGGAGAAUGAUUUCCAGGAAGAUCACAAUGCCAACCUCAGGCAGAAGCUGGACAGAGAAGGCCUAAGCCACGGCCAGCCAGGUAGCUUUGGCAGGACCAAGUCAACCUUCUCAUCUCUCCAGAACAUUCCAGAGAGUCUGAGAAAACAAAGCAGCCUAGAACUGGCCGAGGGAGCCCCGGAGAGUUACCCCGCUGGCAGGGCUACCUGUGCAGUCCACACCCAGGUGGAAGACUCUGGAAGGAAGGCACUCCCUGAGCGCCGAGGCCACCAGGACAGGCCCGUGUCCUGUCCCAGGCCCGAGGGGAGGCCCGGUAGCUCACCCUCCACCCGCCACGCGGAUCCGAGCUACCAAGAGCCUCCCACCCCGCCGUACCAGCCGACGGGCAGCCUGGGCCGGAGACUCAGCUCCGGCAGCCUGUCGGCCCUGCAGGGCUUCCAGUACCGGAGCCCCCACUGCUCGGUGCUGGAGAAGGUGUCCAAGUUCGAGCAGCGGGAGCCGGGGAGCCGCCGGCCGCCCAGCGCGGGCGGCUCCGCCCAGGGCCUCCCCCACCGGCGGGCCCCCACGCCCCGUGCCUCCGGGGGCGGCCCCGGGGAGGCCGCGGGGCCCCCGGGCGUCCAGGGCCGGGAGCCCGGGCGGGAGGCGGCCGCGGGGCCGCGCGAGGCCCGCCUGCUGCGCAGCCAGAGCACCUUCCAGCUGUCGGGCCGGGCCGGCCGGGACCCCCGCGCGGGGCCCGAGGACGGGCCGCCCGACGCGCCCUUCAGCCGCACCUACCGCAACAGCAUCAAGGACGCGCAGUCCCGGGUGCUGGGCGCCACCUCCUUCCGCCGCCGGGACCUGGAGCCCGGAGCCCCCGGCGGCCCCGGGCCCGGGCGGCCGCGGCCCGCCUCGGCCCACGUGGGGCUGCGGGGCCCGGAGGCGCCGGCCGCGGCCUCGCCGCACACGCCGCGGGAGCGCCACAGCGUGACCCCGGCCGAGCCCGCGCCCGCGCCCGCCGCCCCCCGCCGGGGCCCGCGCCGGCGCCUCACCCUGGAGCAGAAGAAGCGCUCGUACUCGGAGCCCGAGAGGAUGAACGAGGUGGGGGUGGCGGAGGAGGCCGCGCCCCGCGCCGCGCCGCGCCGCCCCGAGAGCAGCGUGGCCGACCGGCGCCGCCUCUUCGAGCGCGACGGCCCGGCCGGCUCCACGCUCGGCCUGUCGGGGCCCGAGCUGAAGCAGUUCCAGCAGAGCGCGCUGGCCGACUACAUCGAGCGCAAGACCGGCCGGCGCCCCGCCGCGGCCCCCGACGCCCCGGAGCCCGGCCGGCAGCCCCGCCCGGAGGCCGCCCUCGCCCCGCCGGCCGCCCUCGCCCCGCCGCCCGCGCCCCGGGACCGCAGCGGCUCCUUCGCCUGCGCGGGCGCGCGCGCCCCCCGGGCCCCCCGGGGCGCCCCGCCGCCCGACCGGAGCCCCGGAGCGCCCUCGCCCUGGGGGGCCGCGGCCCGCGGGGCCGGGAAGUCCCUGUCGGCCGAGGACCUGCUGGAGCGCCCGGCCGCCCGGCCCGUCCCCGUCCACGUGCGGUCCAGGUCGUCCCCCGCCGCGGACCCGAAGGGCCAGGAUGUGCUCUUGGGGGAGGACAGUGGCUUUGGUUUUGUGAAGAAUCCCUGUGACCCGGCUGACUCUGGAUCUAGGUUGCUCAGUUGUUCCAACAGAGACCGAGAAGAGACUCCGGUGCCCCUCCAUCCGCCCGCCCCACGUUGGGACAGCUCAGCCUGCAAAGCAGCUAGUGUUUGUUCUGUUCCUAGGGAGUGUGCCAAAGCCAGCAGAAUGCAAGAGCACCUCCCAGACACUCGGGCUGCCACCUUGACCCCACGCAGCUCCCCUCUGCCUUCACCUGUCCCCCCCAGUUACUGCUCGCAGCUGGCCUCCGAUCCGCAGAGUGGCAGAGACGGUCAGGCAGGGCGGCAGCCUCUGGCACCCUACACCCCCAGAGGGACCCACCGAAGUGACGGUCUGCUCCCGCCUCCCAGCCCAGAGCAUGGGGUAGAAGAAGGCACGCGGAAGAGGGCCAGUCUGCCCCAGCGGCCCCCUCCCCCUCGGGUGAGGUGGGCUCCCCUAGCGACAGAGGACAGCCUCUCCCUGGAUGCCUCGGUACCCGAGUUUGCAAACCCGAAGCACUACCACAAGCAGCCGCCCAGUCUUCCAAGUCCACGCAGCACUUGGGACCCAGACACCGCCGGGAGGGUCUCGCUCCGCAUCUCCGAGUCAGCCCUGCAGGCCUCCCCACCUCUCCGGGAGGACUAUGAGGACGAGGUGUUUGUGAAGGACUUACACAAGGCCACCUCCAGCCCUACAUUCGAAGCUCUUCCCCCACCUCCUCCUCCAGUGAGCCAGGAAACCCCAGUGAAUCCUGCGGAUGACUUUCCUCCACCUCCUCCCCAAGCGCUGUUUGAGGCCCUGGUCAAUAGCCAGGCCCACGAGGAGCCUGGCAGCAGCUCCAGCAAAUUUUCCAAGGUGACAGUUACAAGGGAAAGACACAUGCCUGUUGCAGCUCCCAUAGUAAGCAGUCAGAUCCUGGCUUCCAGACCCCAAAGUUCCAUCAAAGGGUCAGAGACCAGUGAGGGCAACCCAUGCUCCAUCAUGAGUGUUCAGCCCCAACUUGCUGACUCAGAGCAGCCAGCUCCCAGCCAGACCCGAAGCUUCCCCCAUGAACCCGUGGGUGGAACUCAGGAUAGAGAAAAGAAUGUCAGUCCUGCUCCUCAGAAGACCUCAGAAGACAGCCGAACAGAGGCGCUGGCCAAGGAGAUUGUCCACCAAGACAAAUCUCUGGCAGACAUUUUGGAUCCGGACUCCAGAAUGAAGACAACGAUGGACUUGAUGGAAGGCUUGUUCCCUCGAAAUGUUAAUACGCUGAAGGAAAAUAGCACAAAGAGGAAGGCCCUGCAGAGAACUGUCAGCUGCCCGGGAUGUGAAGGCGAGAGAAGUGUAGACAAGGAAGCAGCAGGCUUGUUGGUCAACUGCCCUGCCUACUACAGUGUGUCUGCUGCCAAGGCUGAGCUUCUGAACAAAAUCAAAGAUAUGCCAGAAGAGGUGCACGAAGAGGAGGAGCAGGUGGAUGUCAAUGAAAAAAAGGCUGAGCUCAUCGGAAGCCUCACCCACAAACUUGAGACCCUCCAGGAAGCGAAGGGGAGUCUGCUCAUGGAUAUCAAGCUUAACAACGCCUUAGGAGAAGAGGUGGAGGCUUUAAUCAGUGAGCUGUGCAAGCCCAACGAGUUUGACAAGUACAAGAUGUUCAUAGGGGACUUGGACAAGGUGGUCAACCUGCUGCUGUCCCUCUCGGGGCGCCUCGCCCGGGUGGAGAACGUCCUGAGUGGCCUUGGGGAAGAUGCCAGUAACGAAGAGAGGAGCUCUCUGAAUGAGAAGAGGAAGGUCCUGGCCGGGCAGCACGAGGAUGCGAGGGAGCUCAAGGAGAACCUGGACCGCAGGGAGCGGGCUGUGUUGGCCAUCCUGGCCAAUUACCUCUCAGAGGAGCAACUCCAGGAUUACCAGCAUUUUGUGAAAAUGAAGUCAACACUCCUUAUCGAGCAGCGGAAACUAGAUGACAAGAUAAAGCUGGGCCAGGAGCAGGUCAGGUGUCUGCUAGAGAGUCUUCCCUCCGGCUUCACUCCCAAGACCGGGGCCCUGACUCUGCCCACAGACCUCCCGAGCUCAGGGACCCCUGUUGGGAGCUGCGCUGUCACUGGCCUGCGCCCCACAUUAGCCUCUCCACUUUAACCUCUCCUAAGAGACCCCACCUAACGAUCCUCCCUUCUCUCAACACUAUUUAAUCUACAGUGUUUCACUGUCAACCACCCUGUAAACUCUGGGUUGUAGGGGCUUUCCUGGAUAGCACAAAGAAAAUUCUGUCCAGGAAGAAACCUGUUUUUCCUUCUUGCCUUUCCCAAUUGAUCUGAGAGCUUGGAUGCUGCUGGAAACUUCCCCCUUUCUAUUGCCCCUUAGUAGCAGAAGGAAAGUUAAUGAAACUGUGACCAGUGGAUGGCUCCUGUUUGGUCGUGUCGCUUUUAGCAGGCCGAGGCAGCGAGAUGAGCGUCACCCUCAGGAAUGUCCCCCGUGGCCUUCCUCGCUGGUGGGCAGUGUGCCCUGAUGACAGGGCCCAGUACCAUUCAAGGAGGGGUCAACAACGCAACGCCUUAAAAAGACACACACGCCGAGAAGACCGUUGUAAAGCCUUGAACUUUGUUAUUUAUAUUUUUUAAAAUGAAGAUCACUAUGUCUGUGUGCUAACCACUUAUUUGAUUCUAUCUUGUGGUGGAUGUAGACAAUUAUGUUUGAGCUUUGUAUUUUGUGAAAACCUUAAUGAAGAAUUCCAAAGACAGUC
Perognathus longimembris pacificus (Pacific pocket mouse) is the source of this 6719-nucleotide messenger RNA. It is a transcript of the gene Shroom3, whose product is annotated as shroom family member 3. Gene Ontology annotation, cellular component: cortical actin cytoskeleton; apical plasma membrane; apical junction complex. Gene Ontology annotation, molecular function: actin filament binding. Gene Ontology annotation, biological process: actin filament organization. The record is from RefSeq and is a predicted model, not a curated record. Lineage: Eukaryota; Metazoa; Chordata; Mammalia; Rodentia; Heteromyidae.